AUGUCGGGCGAGCGACGUCCGCCGUCGCUGUGCGAUCCGGCGCUCCUGCCCAGCAUCGUGCCGCGCAUUCAGACCAUCGCGCAACUCUUGCUGCAGGCGCGCGACACACCGCUAGCCCAGGAUGAGCACGACGACACGCACGUCCACAGCGCAGGCGCUGAUGCGUCCAUGACCGAGGCACCGCCGACGAGUCUCGCUCUCGGCACGAUCGCGAACGACGACGACGACGACGGCGGCGCAUGGACGCAGAUGGCAUCGACCGGCAUCUCGAUGCACCGCAUACCCACAUCGAUUCUCGCGCGACUCGCGCACGAGACAGCGCAGCUCCCAUCGACCUUCGCGGCCGCGCACGAAGCGGCCGAAGCGGCGCCAGGCGCCGAUAUGAGCCUCGACGACCAGCACGCCCUCCUCGCCAAGCUCGAGGCGUACGCACAGCGGCAGCGGGACAUGCAGGCAACGUGGCAGCAAAGUCUAUCGCGCAUUAUGGAGUGA
Messenger RNA from Malassezia restricta, 492 nucleotides. RefSeq lists its product as uncharacterized. The transcript has a single exon. The record is from RefSeq and is a predicted model, not a curated record. Bases 1 to 492 code for a protein of 163 amino acids. NCBI's taxonomy places the organism in Eukaryota, Fungi, Basidiomycota, Malasseziomycetes, Malasseziales, Malasseziaceae.